Lachnellula hyalina is the source of this 2346-nucleotide messenger RNA. RefSeq names its product ATP-dependent RNA helicase (gene drs1). The transcript is spliced from 3 exons. The record is from RefSeq and is a predicted model, not a curated record. Gene Ontology annotation, molecular function: ATP binding; RNA helicase activity; nucleic acid binding. Bases 1 to 2346 code for a protein of 781 amino acids. Lineage: Eukaryota; Fungi; Ascomycota; Leotiomycetes; Helotiales; Lachnaceae.
AUGGCACCCAAAAAGGUAGAAGAGGACGAUUUUAUUCUGACCCUGUCCGAUGAAGAAGAAUCUGCAACUCCAAUUGAGGAAGUGUCAGAACCCCCCUCGAAGAAGCGCAAACGGGAUAACGAUGCCGCCUCAAAAAAGAGCAAGAAGGCCAAGAAAGACGACGAAGAAGAAGAGAGUCACGGAAUAUGGGGCGCCAAAGACGAGGAUGAUGGAGCUAUGGACUCGGAAUUCGAGUUUGAGAUUGAGCAAGGAGACCAGGGAUUACAGGAAUUCGAGGGGUGGGGUUUUGAGGAUGCGAAGAAGGGAUUAGGUCGGGGGGACAAGAGGGCCACUGAUAUUGAUGAGAUUAUUGCGCGGAGGAGGGAGAAGAAAUCGGGAGGCAAGACAGAAGAGGAAAAAGUAGAUGUUGUGGGAUCCGAGGAUGUUGAGGAAGACGCGGAGUUGGAGCUCGAGCUGGAUGGGUCCGGUGAUGAGUUUAUGGCGGAAGAUGGCUUUGGGAUGGCUGUUGGGUCUGAUGAAGAGGAGUCUGGCGACGAAGAUGCUGCACAGGACUCGGAGCAAGAAGACGAAGACGAAGAGGACAAUUCGGACGACGAUUCGGUUGCUAGCCCAGCUCCUCAUCCUGACGAUGUCGCAUCAGAAGGCUCCUCAGAUGAGGGAGAAAAUGAGGAAGAUGCAGAAGAAGCAGCACGUCGGGAAGCUUUCUUCGCUCCGGAGGAGAAGCCCGCCAAAGGCGCUAAACCAGUUACGUUAACCUCUUUCCAAGGCAUGUCAUUAUCGAGACCGAUUCUUCGUGGCCUUGCUGCUGUAGGAUUUUCGCAGCCCACUCCGAUUCAAGCCAAGACGAUACCAGUUGCGUUGCUUGGUAAGGAUGUUGUUGGUGGAGCUGUUACAGGUUCCGGAAAAACGGCAGCUUUCAUUGUCCCAGUUCUCGAGCGUCUCUUGUACCGACCUAAGAAAGUUCCUACGAGUAGAGUAGCGAUUCUCAUGCCUACACGUGAACUGGCUAUACAAUGUCACGCUGUUGCUACGAAGCUGGCAAGUCAUACGGACAUCAAGUUCUGUUUGGCAGUGGGAGGUCUCAGUCUCAAAGUCCAAGAGGCAGAGUUAAGGCUCCGCCCCGAUGUCAUUAUCGCAACCCCCGGAAGAUUCAUUGAUCACAUGCGCAAUUCAGCAAGCUUUACAGUCGAUACACUUGAGAUUUUGGUUCUGGACGAGGCUGAUCGUAUGCUGGAAGCUGGUUUCGCAGACGAACUCAACGAGAUCUUGACUACCAUACCAAAGUCUAGACAAACCAUGCUGUUUUCCGCAACGAUGACUUCGUCCGUCGAUAAUCUCAUUCGUGUAGGUCUCAACAGACCAGUCAGAUUACUUGUCGAUGCACAGAAGCAGACUGUCGGUACUCUGGUGCAAGAGUUCAUUCGGCUUCGGCCAGGCAGAGAGACGAAACGGAUGGGAUAUUUGCUGUAUCUCUGCAAGAAUCUCUAUAGAGAUCGAGUCAUCGUCUUCUUCCGUCAAAAGAAAGAAGCUCACAGAGCUCGUGUCAUAUUUGGACUUUCUGGCCUUAAAGCUACAGAAUUACACGGUAGUAUGAGUCAAGAGCAGCGUAUUACAAGCGUAGAGUCCUUCCGAGACGGCAAAGCCUCGUUCCUCCUUGCCACUGACCUCGCCUCCCGUGGUCUAGACAUCAAAGGCGUCGAUACAGUUAUCAACUACGAAGCCCCGCAAUCCCACGAGAUCUACCUGCACAGAGUAGGUCGUACAGCUCGUGCCGGCCGUACAGGUCGCGCCUGCACCUUAGCAGCUGAAACGGACCGCAAGGUCGUGAAAGCUGCUGUGAAGAGCGCACGUGCUCAAGGCGCCAAGAUUGUCUCUCAGGUUGUCGAGGCGGCGGAGGCGGAUAUUUGGUCCGAUAAAGUCGACGAUAUGAAGGACGAAAUUGAAGAGAUCCUUGCAGAAGAAAAAGAAGAUAAAUUGCUCGCUCAAUCAGAGAUGGAGGUUAGGAAGGGUGAAAACUUGAUGGUUCACGAAGAUGAAAUCAAGGGCAGACCUAAGAGAACCUGGUUCGAGAGCGAGGUGGACAAGAAUGCGGCUAAGAAAAUGGGGCGAGCGGAACUGAAUGGCGCGGCAGCCAUUUUGAAGAAGAAGCCGGGCAAGCUCAGUAAUAAGGAUAAGAAGAAGUUGGACGAUAAGGAUAUGAGGACGGAGGGCAAGGUGUGGAAGAAGGGACGCGCGGAACGAGAUGGCAAGGGUGCGUUGGAGGCAGCGAAGAAGGGGAAGGGGAAGCAGAAGAUUAAGGGGGGGAAACCAGCUCAGGUGAAGGGCAAGUUUGCGAAGAAAAGGUAG